Messenger RNA from Acanthosepion pharaonis, 1299 nucleotides. NCBI's taxonomy places the organism in Eukaryota, Metazoa, Mollusca, Cephalopoda, Sepiida, Sepiidae. The record is from the annotation of a GenBank genome assembly.
AUGUGUAUUUUCUUUCUUCAGUUCUGGGAGGUGAUUUCUGUUGAACAUGGAAUUGAUCCUUGUGGCAUCUAUCAUGGCAACAGUCAACUCCAACUUGAGAGAUCUUAUGUCUACUUCAAUGAAGCAACAAGUGGCAAAUACGUUCCUCGUGCAGUACUUUUGGAUUUGGAACCAGGAACUAUGGAUUCCGUUCGUUCAGGGCCUUUUGGGGCACUUUUCCGACCAGACAAUUUUGUCUUUGGGCAAACUGGUGCUGGAAAUAACUGGGCCAAAGGACAUUACACAGAAGGGGCAGAACUUGUUGACACAGUACUUGAUGUGAUACGCAAAGAAUGUGAGGGUUGUGAAUGUCUUCAAGGAUUCCAAAUGACUCAUUCUCUAGGAGGGGGAACAGGAGCUGGUAUGGGAACUCUGCUGAUCAGUAAAAUACGAGAGGAGUACCCAGACAGGAUUAUGACAACAUUUUCUGUUAUGCCUUCACCAAAGGUAUCCGACACAGUUGUUGAACCCUACAAUGCUACACUGUCAGUCCACCAAUUAGUAGAGAACACAGAUGAAACCUUUUGCAUUGACAAUGAAGCUCUUUAUGACAUCUGCUUUCGCACACUGAAACUCACAAACCCCACUUAUGGAGACUUGAAUCAUCUUGUCUCAGCUACAAUGUCUGGCGUUACCACCUGUCUACGAUUCCCUGGUCAGCUAAAUGCAGAUUUACGAAAACUUGCAGUCAAUAUGGUUCCUUUCCCUCGUCUACAUUUUUUCAUGCCUGGUUUUGCACCUCUUACAUCUCGUAGCAGUCAGCUUUACCGACUAUUAAGUGUCUCCGAUCUUACCCAACAAAUGUUCGAUGCUAAGAAUAUGAUGGCUGCUUGUGACCCUCGACAUGGACGUUAUCUCACUGUGGCAGCAAUGUUCAGAGGAGAGAUGUCCAUGAAGGAAGUAGAUGAACAAAUGCUUGCAGUACAGAAUAAAAACAGUGCAUAUUUUGUCGAGUGGAUUCCAAACAAUGUCAAAACAGCUGUCUGUGAUAUUCCUCCAACUGGACUUAAAAUGUCUGCCACUUUCAUUGGUAAUAGCACAGCAAUUCAAGAGAUUUUCAAGCGUAUUUCUGAACAGUUUACAGCCAUGUUCAGACGAAAGGCAUUCCUGCAUUGGUAUACUGGAGAAGGAAUGGAUGAGAUGGAAUUCACCGAGGCUGAAUCUAAUAUGAAUGAUCUUGUGUCUGAGUACCAACAAUACCAAGAAGCCACUGCAAAUGAGUCAGAUGAAUAUGAUGAUGAAGAGUGUUAUGAAAAUUAA